Messenger RNA from Vigna umbellata (rice bean), 905 nucleotides. RefSeq names its product protein PPLZ02-like. Gene Ontology annotation, biological process: regulation of DNA-templated transcription. Gene Ontology annotation, molecular function: DNA binding; DNA-binding transcription factor activity. The record is from RefSeq and is a predicted model, not a curated record. Lineage: Eukaryota; Viridiplantae; Streptophyta; Magnoliopsida; Fabales; Fabaceae.
UCUCCCAUUUCUCCUUCAGUCGGUACCACUCCAAACAUUUUCCACAAAAACACUUUCUCAAAAAGAACAACAAUCCAUUUUUCUUUCCCCAACAUGGCCAGACCACAACAGCGUUACCGAGGUGUCCGACAAAGGCAUUGGGGCUCUUGGGUCUCCGAAAUUCGCCACCCCAUAUUGAAGACAAGGAUAUGGCUUGGUACAUUUGAAACAGCUGAGGAUGCAGCCAGAGCCUAUGAUGAAGCAGCGAGGCUAAUGUGUGGUGCCAGGGCAAGGACAAACUUCCCUUUCAACCCCAAUGUGUCUCACACAUCAUCUUCUAGUUCAAAGCUUCUCUCGGCAACUUUGACUGCAAAACUUCACAGGUGCUACAUGGCUUCUUUGCAAAUGACAAGACAGGCUUUGGCAUCAUCAGGGUCUGAGAGAAAACCUUCAGUGCCAAAUGCCACUCCCGCAUCCCAACCAAAGAGUCUGACUGUGAAGAGUGAGCAAACUCAUCAAGUGUUGCCACACAAGAGAGAAGAGGAGGAUCAAGACUCAGAGGCCAACAGGGAUGUUAAAAUGGCCAGAAAUGUUGAAAGUCUUCCUCUGCAGUUUAAGCCUCUUGAGGAAGAUCACAUAGAGCAAAUGAUUGAGGAGCUUCUUGAUUAUGGCUCUGUUGAGCUCUCUUCUGUCUUUUCACCCCAGGCCCUUUAAUGGAAUGUGCAUCAUUUUGAAUUGAAGCUAGAGUCACAAUUGUAGUUGCCUUGUCAUUAACAACAACGUUCUGGGUAUGUGUGACUCAAAUUGCAGCUGUAGUAGUUGUGAUGAACUCAAAGAGUGUCCACAAUUGCAAUUUUAAAUCAAGCGCAAUUUAGAUCAAAUUCUUUAAGUGUUGUUCUUUAAUCAAAACUAGAGUUUUACCUCGU